AUGAAAACUAUGGAUGAUAGAGCAUUCAAGAGACCACUUCCGAAACAGUUUUAUUGUGUAUUAUUAAAAUAUGAAGAGAAAGCCACCUAAGAGGAUAUAUGCAUGGAUGAAUUGGUUUAAAUGACUCAAAUGUAUGGAGAAAUAGUUUCAUAUUAUGAUUCACAAAUGGAUCCAAUUACAUAUUAUUUUAUGGAUAAACAACAUCAAUUGCUAUAAUAGAUAGUUAGAAAAAGUAAAUAAGAUUAAGAGGAUAUAUUAAAAAAUCUUAUAAUGGCUAAUCAAUCAGAUAUUCCCAUAAUUAAAAUAGAUAAUUAUAAACAAAAGAAGAUGGUUCAUUUGUAUGAAUUAGAAGAAGUUUAAAAAGUAAAUGAAAGAGUCUGCGAGAAUAUUGUAGGAUAAUUUGAAAAAAACAAUGAAGCUAAUGAUUCCACUGUUCAGGAGGAAUUUUAAAAACAAUAGAAUAACCUAUAUUUGCGAUUAGCAAACAGGAUAAAGAAAAAGCAAGAUUAUAAAAGAAAUGGAGAUCGUUUAUCAAAUUCAUCAAUAAAUGUUUAUCAAGUUCCCUUUAGAGAUUAUGAUGAAGGUAAAUUAGAAAGUUGA
Molecule: messenger RNA, 600 nt
Organism: Paramecium tetraurelia
Lineage: Eukaryota; Ciliophora; Oligohymenophorea; Peniculida; Parameciidae
Exons: 2
Source: RefSeq, a predicted model, not a curated record